Molecule: messenger RNA, 2602 nt
Organism: Fopius arisanus
Lineage: Eukaryota; Metazoa; Arthropoda; Insecta; Hymenoptera; Braconidae
Gene: CysRS
Product: cysteine--tRNA ligase, cytoplasmic
Exons: 4
Coding region: 216-2429 (737 amino acids)
Biological process (GO): cysteinyl-tRNA aminoacylation
Cellular component (GO): cytoplasm
Molecular function (GO): ATP binding; cysteine-tRNA ligase activity
Source: RefSeq, a predicted model, not a curated record
AAUGGGGGUGUCUACUCGUCAGCCGACUCGAUAACUGCCUCAGCCUCAGUAGGCCCACAUUUUGUCAUUUCUGCCACUUGCAGCACCUGAACCCAGCUCAACGUCAUUUAAUUUUCAACGGAUAAAACUCUUGUUGUAUAUGGAUGACACGUGAGGAGACAGCCCUUGAAAACAAAAAACCUUAUUAAAACGAUUUAGAAUAUUCUAUUAAAAAAAUGUCAAGACGUUGCCAACCGAGUUGGAAUCCACCAGUGAGCAAGUGUGGUGCAACUUUGAAACUGUACAACAGCUUGACACGUCAAAAAGAGGUUUUUGUACCUCAAUAUGGAAAUCGAGUGCUCUGGUACAGCUGUGGACCAACUGUUUAUGAUGCAUCUCACAUGGGUCAUGCCAGGUCCUACAUAUCGUUCGAUAUAUUACGGCGAGUAUUAUCGGAUUAUUUUGGCUACGAUAUCCUCUAUGUGAUGAACAUUACUGAUAUCGACGAUAAAAUAAUUAAACGUGCCAGGCAGCAGCAUCUCUAUGAAAAAUAUAUAGAGGAAGAUAAAUCAUUGGAUGUUGUACUGGAAGAUGGAAAAAACGUAAUGUCAGUGUUUGAAGAGACGGUGAGGAGUACAACUGAUACUGACAAGAGGGCCAUGUUAGAGAAAAUGUUGGGAAAGGUCAAAUCAGCCGUUGAAAAUCUUGAAAGGGCAGUACAUAAUGGGAAUAGCGAAGUGAUUAAAGAGCAUCAACACGCGCUAUUGGUUGAGGCAAAAGAUCCUCUGUCGGAGUGGUUAGAUAAGAGAUUAGGUACAUCGCUAACUGAAAAUGCAUUAUUCAAUAAAUUAUCGCAGCAUUGGGAGAUAGAGUACCAUAAAGAUAUGGAUGCACUUAAUGUCUUGAGACCAAAUGUGUUGACACGGGUCAGUGAGUAUGUACCCGAAAUAAUAGCAUAUAUUGAGAGAAUAAUGGAGCGUGGUUUGGCGUACGAGAGUAAUGGAUCAGUAUACUUUGAUGUUGGAGCAUUUGAUAAGAAAGAGAAUCAUCAUUAUGCCAAGUUAGUACCUGAAGCAUAUGGGGAUGCAUCUAGCCUUGAGGAAGGUGAGGGUGAUUUGUGUAUAUCGGAGGAAAGACUUUCUGAAAAACGUUCGCCGACGGAUUUCGCUCUGUGGAAAUCGUCGAAAGCUGGAGAACCGUGGUGGGAGAGUCGUUGGGGAAAAGGUCGACCAGGCUGGCACAUCGAGUGUUCUGUUAUGGCUUCGGUAAUUUGCGGUGAGAGCUUGGAUAUGCACACUGGUGGUGUUGAUCUCAAGUUUCCUCAUCAUGAUAAUGAAAUAGCCCAGGCUGAAGCUUACUUCGAUAAUUCUCACUGGGUCAAAUACUUCCUACACUCUGGACACUUGACCAUAUCGGGCUGCAAAAUGUCAAAGUCCUUGAAAAAUUUUAUAACCAUUCAAGAGGCUCUCAAGAGACACACCUCGAGACAACUCAGACUGGCAUUUUUACUCCAUUCUUGGAAAGAUACGUUGGAUUACAGUGAUAAUACAAUGGAUAUGGCGGUACAAUAUGAAAAGUUCUUGAAUGAAUUUUUUCUCAAUGUCAAAUGCCAAAUUCGAUCUCUUGGCGCAGGAACAACACUCGAAACAUUUGUCAAGUGGAAUAAGCCUGAGCUUGAGCUUAAUAAAAAGUUAUCUGCUGCUAAAGACGCAAUUCAUACAGCACUGUGUGAUAAUAUCGAUACAAGAACAGUUCUCGAUGUGAUCCGCGAACUUGUUGGUCACUGCAAUAUUUAUAUCAAACAAGUCAAUUCUCCAACAAAUACACUUUUACUUCGGGAUAUCGCUGUAUACAUUACUAAAAUUUUUACAAUCUUUGGAGCAAUUACUACUCCAAAUGAUGGCAUUGGUUUUCCCAUAGAGGCUGAUUCAACAAAUUUUAUCAAUGUUGAAGAAACCGUCUUGCCUUAUUUAAAUAUUCUUGGUGAAUUCAGAGAGAAAAUACGCUGCCAAGCGAAAACAAUAAGAGCAUGUGAGAUUCUCCAAGAAUGUGACAGAUUACGAGAUCAAGUAUUACCAAAUAUGGGUGUACGUUUGGAAGACGAUGACAGUGGGAUUUGCAGAAUAAAAUUAGUCAAUAGAGAUGAAUUGUUGAAGGAAAGAGAGAUUAAAAAGCGAUUUCAGGCAGAGAAAAACGCAGAGAAAGAGAAGAAAAAAGUUGAGGCGGUGGCUGCCAAUGCAGCUAAAGAAGCGCUGAAAAAAAUUCCACCUACACAAAUGUUCACAUUACAAACCGAUAAGUACUCAACAUUCGAUGAUAAUGGCUUACCAACACAUGACGCCGAAGGAAAGGAAAUCACCAAGGGACAGUUGAAAAAAUUGAUAAAACUGCAACAGGCGCAGCAAAAAAAAUACCAGGAGUAUUUGGCGGGUAUUCAAAACGGUGCUUAAUCAUCAUAUUAUGCUAAUUACUAUAUCCAGCCAUCACUAGCAAGUCCAUUUAAUCCCCUCUCAUGAUAGUCAAUUGUUUUAUAAACUUUACAUUUGGCUUUAUUUAUUAUGCUAGACUAUUAAAAAAAAAAAUCAACUGUUCCAUUAUAAAAAAUAUACAUUUUGCAUUGUAA